CGUUUUAUGUAAUCAAUUGUUUGGAGUUAUCAUAGAUCCAGCCUGCUUGCCUCGGGCUGGUGCAUGUAUGCCAUGAGCUCGCCUCAACGUCGAGUUCCGCUUCCUAAUGCGAGUUACGUCGCCGAGGUGAAGAGAACUUGUUCAGCUCUGUGUGACAGUCAGAAGAUUCAAGUGUCCACGACCGCGAUCAAACGCCUUUUGUUUUCCCCUUCUUUCCUUUCCUCAUUCAAACGCGUAUCAGGAUACCAUGGUUUGAAUUUUCCCCUCAACUUUCCCUCAGUGCUUUCCGAAGUGAAUUUUUUGUCGGUUCUCUCCCUCCUCAACUUCGGCUCUGGCUACCGAGUACCACUUCAUCAUCAAACUGGUCGUGGAGCUUGGGACAGUAUCCGGGCUCUCAUGUUUGGCCUCUACCUGUCCUCCUCAACGGGCAAUGGAAACCUGUUGUCUGCAAAGGGCAUGCAGACUAUUAGCGAACAACAAAUUGCCGACCUCAUGUCAGUUAAUUUAUAUAUUGAGCAACCUCACAAUGAAAUACCUGGAGUAUCCAUCAAUACACUCGGGGGGCCGCUCUAUGACCUCGUUAAACUCAUUGCUGCAACGCUGCAGGAGACGGGAAAAAUUUUAGAGGACCUAGGGGACCCGGAUCUUGGCACAUUUGUGGUCAGGAGCCUCAGAGAAGCCGACGCAGCUAAGCAUGGCGCAGACCCCAACGCGGGUGCAGAUGCUAUUUUAUCUAAAACAUGGACUAUCAUAGACAACCAGCCCGUCUACUGUUUCAAAAAGGCUCUGUUCCUUAUAUACGCGAUCGUUAUCCGGUUCGGAAUCCGCAGCACACCUCCGUUCCCACUUCUAAACACGUCUCAAAUCCCAGUGUUUACUGAUAACGUUCUUCCAUCCAUGCUUGUCCACUUGGGAGUCGUCGACUUAUCGAGGUCGACUGCACAUGGACUACAUACUAUAUUUCCGAAUGCUGCGGACAAGGCUCAAAUAGAUUCCCUCCUACAGCCACUGCCAAAAUCCCAUACAUCGGACUCCGAGAAGUUAUUCCCAACAGAAGGACCCGCGUUGAACCUGGAACAAGCCUACGUAUUGCGUGCUGCAGCACUUGACGCCUGCGAACGGAUUGUCCAUGUAGCGCGCACUCUCGAUCCAGAUAGUCUACAGGCAGAUCAAAAAUGGAUCCAAUCCAUCACAUUGCCUGAGCUAGAUUUAUGGCUCUGGGCUGUGGCUAAAGACAGAGCGGACUACAGAACGCUAGAAAGGUUUACACUGCGAGACACAGUUUUUUUCUAAAUAGGUGGUCCUGAUUGAUAGCAUCAGAGUUGUCGCAGAGCAGCAGAUUAUAGAACACGCCCUAUGUAGGGGUUUCCAGUGCGCAGCCUUGUUCUUUGGUAAUUUGCCGUUUACCCCAAAAAAAGUGUGGACCGGA
This is a messenger RNA of Pisolithus orientalis, 1429 nucleotides long. RefSeq lists its product as uncharacterized. Lineage: Eukaryota; Fungi; Basidiomycota; Agaricomycetes; Boletales; Pisolithaceae. Bases 64 to 1293 code for a protein of 409 amino acids. The record is from RefSeq and is a predicted model, not a curated record. The transcript has 4 exons. Gene Ontology annotation, biological process: tRNA modification.